AUGUAUUCGGAUGUUAACAGAAUGUUGCUCUUUAUACUAAUCUGCAGCAGGAAAAAGAACAAGUUUGUAUUGGCAUUUCGCCGGAUUUUUCAUGUACGGGAACCAGCCAAACGCCGUUUUCAUUCUCAGCGCAUAUUGAGUUUCUUCAGGAAGGGCCGAGGAGUCGAGUACUGGGACAAACUCCAUCCAACUGACGAUUUCACUCACAUCUAUGUACCACUGUGCGGAAAGACAGUCGAUAUGCGGUGGCUCUACGAGAGAGGUGUGAAUGUUGUGGGCAAUGAUUUAGCUGAGGAGGCCGCGGUUGAAUUCGUGAAGGAACAUCCUCAGUUGGCCAUGUCUCGGACUGAGGUUACGUUAAAGAAUGGCGAACAGACUGUCGUCUACGAGGUAAUUCACAAUCCCAUGCCAACACUGGCAGUUCCGGUGGUUUAA
Messenger RNA from Dibothriocephalus latus, 435 nucleotides. The record is from the annotation of a GenBank genome assembly. Lineage: Eukaryota; Metazoa; Platyhelminthes; Cestoda; Diphyllobothriidea; Diphyllobothriidae.